Diuraphis noxia (Russian wheat aphid) is the source of this 345-nucleotide messenger RNA. Its product is annotated as 52 kDa repressor of the inhibitor of the protein kinase-like. The record is from RefSeq and is a predicted model, not a curated record. NCBI's taxonomy places the organism in Eukaryota, Metazoa, Arthropoda, Insecta, Hemiptera, Aphididae.
AUGGGUUAUGGUGAACUUAAACUGUGGUAUAACAGUUGUGCAUUCAAAUCGCAAAAUUUGUCGUCAACAAUAACAGAACUAUUUUUCAAUUGUAAUCCUGAUUUUUUUCCUUUAAUCUCAAAGUUAUUACAAAUAUUAAUUACACUGCCAGUCACAACAGCUACUGGAGAGAGGUCUUUUUCAUCCUUGCGUCGACUUAAAAAUUAUCUCAGAAACACUACUGGUCAAAUGAGACUAAAUGGAUUGGCAGUCCUCAAUAUACACCAAGAUAUUAAUGUUGAUCCAUCAAUGAUUAUUGAUGAAAUGGCUAAAACUUCAAAACGGAGACUCAAUCUUAAUUUAUAA